Molecule: messenger RNA, 7005 nt
Organism: Scophthalmus maximus (turbot)
Lineage: Eukaryota; Metazoa; Chordata; Actinopteri; Pleuronectiformes; Scophthalmidae
Gene: b3gat1a
Product: beta-1,3-glucuronyltransferase 1 (glucuronosyltransferase P) a
Exons: 9
Coding region: 1116-2195 (359 amino acids)
Biological process (GO): carbohydrate metabolic process; chondroitin sulfate proteoglycan biosynthetic process
Cellular component (GO): Golgi membrane
Molecular function (GO): galactosylgalactosylxylosylprotein 3-beta-glucuronosyltransferase activity
Source: RefSeq, a predicted model, not a curated record
AGCUAAGAGGCUACUUUAGUCCCCCCCACCCCCCGAACAACAUAAGCACAUUCACAGAUGCCGCCGCACGCGUAGAGCCGCCUCCUCCCGUGUGAAAGCGACGAGCCGCGGACGGAGGGAGGCAGCGAGGGGAUACGAGAGGAGAGAGGGUGGGGGAGAGAGACGAGGUGAGGAGCCCGCGGAGCAACAACGCGUACACGCCGCUGCCCGGACGAGUCUGACGUCUGCCCCCUCGCGCGCCUGUUCCGCCGUGUGUUGUGUGAGCGCGGGGGAGAAGCCGAGAGAGGGGGGGGGGAGAGGAAACAUAAAUCCCGGGAGCUUGUGUGUCCUCUCCUCUGCUUUUUCUACCACCACCGCCUCUCUUUUCUUUUUUUUCCCCCCCUCUUUUUUUUCUCCUUUAUCUCCAUCAUCCGCGGCAUGAAGGCGGGGGUCAGCUGGCGCGGCAGAAUAAAAGAAGGGGAUGCUUUGAACGCUGCCUCUCUUUUCGCCGAGGCACGAGGAAGAGCAAGAGGAGCGGGGGGGACAACACACAGCGGGGACGCAGAAAGAGACGGAUUUGUGGAAUGAAUGAAUGAGUGGGAGUCCUGCCGCCGCCGCCGCCGCACGCACCGGGAAUAGCAGCCUCACACCGAAGUCUCUGAAUGAGGGGCCCGGCCCGUGAGGACGCCACACUUGUUGGGAGGUAGUUUGGGAUUGUCCCCGGCCACGCGGCUUCUGGAUGUGCGUUUGACCACCUUCAGCAGCACCCCAACCCCCCCCACCCCCCCACACGCGACGCCCGAUUAAGGCAGGAGGAGAGUUGUGACGGUCCCCGACCACACCGACGCAAAAGAGGAAAGGAAUACUCCUGAGGAGGAGGAGGAGGAGGAGGAGGAGGAGGAGGAGGAGGAGGGGCCGACGCUGACAAGACUUGCUUGGCCUGGACUUUGGGCUCGUCCGUCACUCGGAGCGGGACGGGGAGAAGGAUAAAUGGCCGGCUGACAAUGUCGCGGAGGACGCCGUCGCUACGUCGCUCGUCCAGUGCACAGUGUGGCCUUCCGAGCUGCGCCUCACCAGCGGUGCCAUGAUCCUGUUGUAACUGCGGGUAAUGCCGAGCCAAAUAACCAAUCCUGGAGAUGCCGAAGAGAAGAGAUAUUCUAGCCAUCGUGUUGAUCGUGUUACCCUGGACUCUGCUCAUCACUGUUUGGCACCAAAGCGCGAUAGCUCCACUCCUCGCCAUCCGCAAGGCCUGUCACCACCUAGUAAAAGAGAUCUUAAUCAUUCCAGAGAGGUUUGCAGUCCGCCAACACCGGCUCUCAGAUGACGGAGUCGAGGGCAAGAGGGAGGCCGGUGGCCAGGCGCAGGACUCCAAAGAAUACUGUGCCUCAGAUAAGGACAUAGUGGAGGUGGUGAGGACGGAGUAUGUGUACACGCGGCCUCCGCCCUGGUCCGACGUGCUGCCCACCAUCCACAUCAUCACCCCCACGUACAGUCGGCCGGUGCAGAAGGCGGAGCUGACGCGGCUGGCGAACACCUUCCUGCACGUGCCCAACCUGCACUGGAUCCUGGUGGAGGACUCCCAGAGGAGGACGCCCCUCGUCACGCGGCUCCUCCGGGAAACGGGACUCAACUACACCCACCUCAACGUGGAGACGCCCAGGAACUAUAAGCUGCGGGGCGACACGCGGGACCCCAGGAUCCCGCGCGGGACCAUGCAGAGGAAUCUGGCGCUGCGGUGGCUGAGGGAGACCUUCAACGCCAACAGCAGCCAAGCCGGGAUCGUCUACUUCGCCGACGACGACAACACGUACAGCCUGGAGCUGUUUGAGGAGAUGCGAUCGACCAGGAAAGUUUCCGUGUGGCCCGUGGCCUUCGUGGGCGGCUUGCGGUACGAGUCCCCCAAGGUCAACGCAGCGGGAAAGGUCUACGGCUGGAAGACGGUGUUCGACCCCCACCGGCCCUUUGCCAUCGACAUGGCCGGCUUCGCCAUCAACCUGAGACUCAUCCUCUUCAAGCCGCAGGCGUAUUUCAAGCUCCGCGGGGUGAAGGGAGGCUACCAGGAGAGCAGCUUGCUCCGGGAACUUGUCACGCUCAACGACCUGGAGCCCAAAGCAGCCAAUUGCACUAAGAUACUUGUUUGGCACACGAGAACGGAGAAGCCCGUCCUCGUGAACGAGGGGAAAAAAGGAUUCACAGACCCCAAUGUGGAGAUCUGACGCAUUUCCAUCGGUAGACCACGGUGGUUGGCCUUGGACUUUUGCAGAGAAAGAAAACGGCCACGUCUCUUGAUAAGUGCGAACAGUGCUCAUGUCUUAAUCAGGAGGAAAAAAGGAAGUGGGGGCUUUUGAAAGGGGGAUUUUUAAAUCCUCAUGACUGAAUCUGACUUUUUUUUUAAAGAAAUAUGUACUAAAUCAGUACAAAUGUAUCGUAUCAAAGCACAGAUUAGUGAGAGGUUGGCGGUUAUUUGUCGGGACUGAAGUGCAGAGGACAUAAAAGGACGCCUCGCGUUUGUCUGUGCGGACAGUCGUGACCUGCACCUCAGGCCUAUGAGAAGAGACAGCACAACGUGGAAGGAAAAACAACCAGCGGAUUGGACCAAAACAAGCAGGUUAAAGAAAAGCCUUCACCUCAAAAACAAACUGAAACACAUAUUGUCUGGAUCUGCAAAUGGUUCAACGGAGAAAUUCCUUUUGGAUCUAAGGACGUGGCCGACAUCAUCAGUCUGGAUAAAAAAACACAAAUCCAAGGACGAAUAUGCCUCGUGUGGAUUUUUCCUUUUCAGCAAACACAAACGCAGAACGGGAAGGAAUGUUCUUUUGAUAAUGAAAUGUUUGCUUUAACUUCAUUUUAAUUGGGCUGGGUGUUUUGCUCGCCAGUUCUAUACUACUGACAUUUACUCAUGGGUUAAUCAUUGUUGAUUUUAUAGUGUCAUUACAACUCACGCAUUCAAGCCCCCCACACACUUGAAGAGAGACUGAGACGUACAUGUACAACAUCAAAAUCCCAACACUCUUCUUACACCACCACCCCACCCAAAAAAAAAAACUAAUUGCACAAACUAUCUUCCUUGUUAUUACAGUUUAUUAGGGCCAUUGUGAUUUCAAAAUAAAUAUUAUGGAGCUAGGGAGAAUUAUUGCAUCCAUCAUUAAAGUUGGAAAUGUACGAGAAAAAAAUAUUCUCAGAAAUUUAAUGGUACAGUGUGUAAUAUUUAGAAGAACUUAUUCACAGAUAUUUGAUAUACUAUCUGAAUGAGUUAAAUAUAGUUACAUGAGGUGGAACCGACCUCCGUGUGACGGUCCAUGUUUCUAUGUGGUGUUGAAUACGGUUGUUGCACAAAACGGUCCAGAAUACGUUGCAAUUUGAUACGUUGAAUUUCCAGCGGAAACCGGAAAUGGUAUGGGCGGUAUGCCACCAUUAAGUGUCCCCUGUCGGGUUCUCAGUUGGUUGCGGUUUGCAACUUUACCACCAGGUGCCGCCAGAAAAUUACAAAAAUUACACACUGGGGCUAUAAGUCACAAAUCUAAAAAUCUGUUAUGGAAACACCUGCACUUACAGAUUUAGUAAUAAGGAUAUACUCUUGAUUUUAGCCCAUGAUCUGUUUUUUGAAUUGCCCAUAGAUGUAAUCACUGUUAUCCUCGCACCUGUCAAACUCAAAUCCCUAAAAAUUAAUUUUUUUACUUACAUCUUCCAAAUUUUUUUUAAUAUUUGAAAGUUGUGGUUUCUUCUGGGAAAAUCCCACCUCCAUUCCCCCAGCAACACCAUGCAUUUUUCUUCAACUACCAAUGGCACUAGCACGCUGUCGUAGCUUUUUUGGAAACGUGUAAAUAGUAAUUCAAAAAGACAACAAUCAGCGGAUUAAUGACAAAUUUUGGCCCAAACCAUUCCACUGUAUUUAUAUGUUUAAGUCUCUUCUCUUUCCCCCUCACGGUGAUGCACGACGAGGCACAUGCAGGCUCACUCUCGGUUCAACGCAUGGGAAGAGUAAUAGCACAUUGCCAUUUUUUUCAUUUGGUAAUAAGAGGCUCCGAGAUUGCGACACAUUCAUAAAGCGAGACGGCGACACGAAAAGGCACGGCCCUCGUGUUAGCUUUUGUAUUCCGUGUCAUAUUUGACAGCGGGGGGCUUAAGCGAGUUAGUAUUUCCCCUUGUGUAUGCAGGCUCAUGUGUGUUACAUGGUUGACGAGGUUUCGGCUGCGUUGCGAGCGAUGAUUAAGUGCGGGAUGGCGCAGCAUCAAAGCCCAACGAUUAAUUAAUUUCACGCCGUCUGUCAGUCCCCUCUCCUCUCUGAAAAUAGACACUCAGGAUACAUCUAAUACAUUUCACCUUCCAACAGCUGGUGUGAGUUAUUAAUUAAAGAUUGAAAUAAUUUAUGCAUGGCCCCAAAAUAUUUCGUUUUUGUUGUUUUUAAGUUAUGCAAUUACACAAUAAAUGCUUCUCUGGAGGGACAAGCAGGCCAUAGAAAAGCACAACUAAAGUAAAAAUCGUGAUUUAGUUGCAUCUGCUUCGCCAUCUUCAGUAUUGCGGACUGAUGCCGGGAUCCCCUGGUUUCUCUUUGUGUUAGCAUCCAUCUGUUUUACAUUAACUGGAAUCAAUGGGACGCACCCUGCAGCUCUGACGAUAAGACAUCGGCGGCCGUGACGCCCUGCGCUUUGAACACUGUAACAAAGUUAUUCUACACCUCAUAUAAUAGAAUCUCUCCUCUUUACUUGAUAAACCAUCCGUCUGGUGCAAUACACAGCGGCGGCUCUUAUCUAACGUUGCCCGGCAGAAGAAGCUGGAGAUAAUUCAAACACUGAGCCUCUGUACUUGUGCCAGAUUAUCUCUGUGUAGCCCCCCCCCCCCCCCCCCCCCCCCCGCCCCCCAAUGCCUUCAACACACUCCGCUGCGAGUAUGAAAACUUACAAGGACGUUAACAGCCUCUUGGGCUCAUCAGCCGGAGAAACCGUGUUAUUUCAUAUUUCACUUGGAAUAUGAUAACAAACACAUUCAGACAAUGGCUGCGUUGCAUCUCUCAUCAAGCUGGCGGUUUCUCAAUGACUGCAUGAUAUUACACUGCUCAGCGUUCUGGGCUCUGGAUUCGUUCUAUUCUUCAACUUGCCUCCCAUUAUUUAUUGAAGAUCAAAUUUAAUAUAUUUAUGUAUUUAUUUCAAGGGUGGAUGUGCAAUUUAAUCAGGGCAGUGUUUUCCCAUAAAUCAGUAUUUUCCAGCUACUCACUGAAACGGCAUGUGCACAUUGGUUACACUGUACAAACGGAUUAUCACGUAGAUCAGUAACACACACGCACACACACGCACACACACACACACACAAGUCAUCUGAGCACUGCUGUUUAUCCGAGUUUUGCUCGAGUGGAGGUUAUCAGCGUUUAUUCUAAAUAAAUGAUGAAUCCACGUACAUAUUUUUUUUCACACUGAAACAAAUUAAGAGUCGUAUUUUCCAAAAUGGCAAAUUGCCAGUGUGUAAACAACUUGUUUUUGAUUUGGUGCGGAGCGUUGCCGUCGCGUAUCAUAUUUCUUUCACGUCGGACCAAAAGUCCUGCUCUCGUCUAAUCUGAGAGUGUUGUGACGCGGGCUUAACAACUGACAUGCGGCUGACAGAUCAACAUGUGGUCGCAUUGUUUCGAUCCGAUAUUGGGACGUUAACCUUCUGUGGCAUGUUCCACAGCAGCAGAACAAUUCAGUGCUUAACCUCGAACGUGCUGCUGUCACAAUGUGCUUUGAAGUAUCUCCAGCGGACGACGAUAUGAAGCAAUAUCUAACACUCGCAAAGAAUUAGUCGACUAGAACCAGCCUACCUGUACAUCAACGUCAAGCAGUACAUUAGAAUUCCAGCAUUUAAUGUCAGUUAAUGAGCAUUAACCCUCUGAGGGCUUUUCUAAGGCACAAUACACUUUACACACAGCGAGUCCUCUCUUUCCCCCUCAUCCCCCACUUGUCUUCAUCUAGCCUCAUGUGAUUCACAUUUUAUGCAUGUGACUGUUACGGUCGUUUCUUCGCCACAGCAGUUCUGUCUCAGAGAAAGAUGUUAGUUGAAAUCAAGAGAAAUAAACAGCUGAGAAAAAAACAAAGCUCACAUGGUCACGAGUUUUCUUUCCAGUGGAUUCUUUUUUACACAUUGUGUUGUUGUAUGACGUUUGUCUGUAACUGCUGAGAACUGACAUUUUAGCUGUGGAGCCCACGUUUCUUGCACAAAUGCACGUUGUACAUGGUUUUUGCUACCAUACAGUAUAAAAUGUGAACAAUAUUUCAUUCUACAAAUUUAAUAAAAAAAAUAACGCUCAUUAAUUACAAAUAAGAGAUGCAUUUGUAAAAAUUCCUCCUUGCAUUGACCAGUUGUUUAACUUUAACUGGAUGGGUUGCCUUAAUGCAUAACAACAAAUGUGAAUAUGUUGAGUGAUUUAUAAAUUAUUAUAGUUACAUCCAGCUAGUAACAAAAUAGUUACUGAUUGUAUGAGAUUGCGUCAUAACUACAUAAGGAAUAGUUUUAGACGUAGUGAUGAGUUUUAAAAAAAAAAGAAGCUAGCCAGCUAUUAAGCUAGCUAGUAAAAUGUUUUUACUUGUUAGCUUAAGGAGCCAUACGAUAUAUUAAACCUGUGCUAACCCUGCUAAAUGUUCGGCAUAAUUAGUAUUCAUUCCGGUUAAAACGAGAGAGGGGGAAAUUAUUAUGCAAUAUCGUGUGGUCUGUUGUGUAAUAUUUUGUAAAAUGUAAUUUAAAAUCUUUCCAGUUUACAGUGUACCGAACUUUCAUCAAGUAUUUUGCUGGGUCAUGUUGACCGCAAAGGGUCCUACAUUAGCAUGCUAAUGUAACGUAUUAGCAAGCUAAGGUUUACCUUAAUAGAUGGUAAUCUUACUAAUGUGUGGCUGUUCAUUUAGCUAGGUGAAAAAUGUAAGGCUAAUUUCCAUUUAAAAACUACAGUAUGUGGUAGAAACCAUCAUUUGGUGAGUUGUGUAAUGUUUUGUCUUUUUUUGGGUCAAAUGUAAUUUAAAAUCUUCCCAGUUUACAGUGUAUUAAACAGCAUUUCAUCAA